GCCAUUUUAAUUCACUUCCGUAAAUAGGCAUCACAUGUUAACAAGUGUCAAGUUUUAUGCGGCAAUGCAGUGCAUUUGCUCGAUGUUACGAUUACCGGUUGUUGGAAGAAAUAGCCCCUUUUCUUCAAACGUGAGUGUUCUCCGUAGAUGUUUUGCUCAGAAGACAUUCCACAAAGAUGCCAGUAUUCUUGAUUCCCUGUACUCUGAUGCUGAGAAAGAGAAGAUCCUUGACACAUUCAACCGCUGUAACGAGUAUGAGUUGCAGCAUACAAGGCAGCUGAACCAUCACAAAGCUUCCUCCAUUGUCAAGCACAGGAAGGACAACGGCAACUUCCAGACAUUAUCUGAUAUUUUACUUGUACCCGGAGUCGGCAUUUUAGGAAUCCAAAAGAUUUGUAAUGUUCUCCGUACUUUGGAUUAUGAGACACUUCAAGAAAAGACAUCUAAGGCAGAUUUUGAUAGAGUAAAAGCAGAGCCAAAUAUAUCGGAAAGGACUUGCCAGAAUGUGAGGACUCUCGUGACACUGGAUGCUCAACUCGAUGGCAUCACAUGGACCAAGAUAGAUCGCAACUUGCGUGUGGAAGGCUGGGAUCACAUCAGCCUCUUCGAUAAAGUAUAUCUGAAACUUGAUCUCCAUCAGUUCUUGGAGAAGUUGCUCUUAGUAAAAGACAAACUUCCGGAAGCAGACAUAUAUGUGAUGGAAAGAAAGGUUUUCCGUAACAUCAAUCCCCGCAUGGUGCCUUUCCUUUUCAACAUGAAGAUUUUAGAUGCAAUGCUCUUCACUCUCCUAAACAGAGACUUUGAAUCAAGUGGGGACCACAAGAUAUACAUGGUAGCUCCAACCCUGGUCAGCCAGUUCUUCAGUCUGUCAGUGGGUGGGGAGAGGGUAAGCGGUCAGCACGUUCUGCAGGACAUUCAGAGAAUGCAGUCGGAUGUUGCGAUGGAUGUGGACAUCCCACAUGCUCGCUGGGACACAUUUAAGAAUCUCAACAAUGUACAGAAGGAGAAGUAUGCCAACUCACUGCUGCUGGGAGUGGCUUUCUACAAGCUGAUAGUACUGAGGAGUCAUAAACUGCCAUUGUGAUCACCAUCUUGAUGUGCUGUUCCUGGUGUAUGUGUGUAGAAUUUUGUGAAUGCCUUAGCGAUGUCGCAAUUCACUGGUGCAUCGUCGGCAAACUUUGCACGAUACGAAACCCGAUACACAUAAUUUGGCAUCAAUCCACAUUUAACCCCAUAUCGACAAAGUAUUUUAUAAUUCCUCAAAACUUUCUUAGUCGUCUUUCGGAUACGAAACAGGCCCAUAACAAUCCUUGUUGCCUGUCAUACUACAGUAUGUAAACUUGUUAGUUUCUUUUUAUUUUCUCACACAGAAUAGUUGACAUGUUGAUGGGUAUAAGUCAGUUGUCCUCUUUUACCUUUAUCAUUAUGUGUGAGUCUGUGGACUCAAAAUUGCUGGAAUAUUUCGCACAAAAUGUAUUUGCAGUAUCAAGAUACGUAUCAUAUUGGGGCUUCUGUAUGAAAUAUGUAUCGUAUCGUGUGACACCUGUAUUGUGACAUCCCUAGAAUGGCUGGAGGCAGCGCUAGAAGACGCUGGUUGUGAUGGAAUUAUGUGAACACCUUUGUGAGAGAUGUUGGUGUAAACACCGCCUCUGGCAGAUCAAGAGGGGAGGUGGGCGUGUGCUGUGUGUAUGCUCACCCUCCCUUACUUUCAGACACUUUACAUGACAGCCUAUCAUGUGUAUCUGUUCAGUUUCAUGCAUUGAAACUUGAGUAUGUAUAGUGUGCACCCUGAGUGAUGCAUGAGAAACUGUUCAUUGACCAGCAGACUGUGUUUAGAUCAAUGAAAGAGAUCACUCUUACUGCAUGUGUAGUAGCUGGUCUAUCCUGCAAUGGAUUUGACAAAAAUAAUAUAUCCAAUGUGGUGUCAAUUGUGUAACAGAAGAAAGGACAGUGUGCUUUCAUGCUCAUUAAAAGGAGGCUUUAUCAGA
This is a messenger RNA of Haliotis rufescens (red abalone), 1988 nucleotides long. RefSeq names its product transcription elongation factor, mitochondrial-like. Gene Ontology annotation, molecular function: DNA polymerase processivity factor activity; nucleic acid binding. Gene Ontology annotation, biological process: mitochondrial transcription; transcription elongation by mitochondrial RNA polymerase. Gene Ontology annotation, cellular component: mitochondrial nucleoid. The record is from RefSeq and is a predicted model, not a curated record. The transcript has 4 exons. Lineage: Eukaryota; Metazoa; Mollusca; Gastropoda; Lepetellida; Haliotidae. The coding region runs from base 35 to 1084 and encodes 349 amino acids.